Molecule: messenger RNA, 3992 nt
Organism: Phodopus roborovskii (desert hamster)
Lineage: Eukaryota; Metazoa; Chordata; Mammalia; Rodentia; Cricetidae
Gene: Orai2
Product: ORAI calcium release-activated calcium modulator 2
Exons: 3
Coding region: 140-892 (250 amino acids)
Biological process (GO): store-operated calcium entry
Cellular component (GO): membrane
Molecular function (GO): store-operated calcium channel activity
Source: RefSeq, a predicted model, not a curated record
CUGCGGGCGGAAAGAGGGAGGGGGCCGGUCCUCCACCCUGGCCCGGCCGCAAGGCCACCCGACCGCGACACAGACGCCAGCCACGAGCGGGAGCCGGAGCCAAGCACUGAGGGCUUGGGAGCCGGGCCUGGUUCCCACCAUGAGUGCAGAGCUCAAUGUGCCCAUGGAUCCCUCCACCCCUGCCUGCCCUGAGCCGGGCCACAAGGGCAUGGAUUACCGAGACUGGGUCCGACGCAGCUACCUGGAGCUGGUCACCUCCAACCACCAUUCGGUGCAGGCACUGUCCUGGAGAAAGCUGUACCUGAGCAGGGCCAAGCUGAAAGCCUCCAGCCGGACCUCUGCCCUCCUCUCGGGCUUCGCCAUGGUAGCCAUGGUGGAGGUGCAGCUGGAGACACAGUACCAGUACCCACAGCCCCUGCUCAUCGCCUUCAGCGCCUGCACUACGGUGCUGGUGGCUGUGCACCUGUUCGCGCUGCUCAUCAGCACGUGCAUCCUGCCCAACGUGGAAGCUGUUAGCAACAUCCACAACCUCAACUCCAUCAGCGAGUCACCGCACGAGCGCAUGCACCCCUACAUCGAGCUUGCCUGGGGCUUCUCCACCGUCCUGGGCAUCCUGCUCUUCCUGGCCGAGGUGGUACUUCUCUGCUGGAUCAAGUUCCUCCCGGUGGACGCCAGGGGCCAGCCAGGCUCCCAUAGCCACACCGGCUGGCAGGCCGCACUGGUGUCAACCAUCAUCAUGGUACCCGUGGGGCUCAUCUUCGUGGUCUUCACUAUCCAUUUCUACCGCUCCCUGGUGCGGCAUAAGACCGAACGCCACAACCGUGAGAUCGAGGAGUUGCAUAAGCUCAAGGUGCAGCUGGAUGGGCACGAGAGAAGCCUCCAGGUGGUGUGAGUGAGGCCCGCAGGGUUUGGUACAGCCUGCAGGAGAGUGACCCUCAGGCGGUGUUAGCCGCUGGUAGGAGUAGCUAAGGGGCUGUCAGACAAACCCAGGCUUCAUGAGAACCACCAUGGCGGCGUCACAAGAGCCACAGUGGGGAUUGCUAAGCAGACUGCGCAGAUGCUGCCCCGUACUUCCAUACUCCUCUGAUGAAUAAGGGCCUAAAGGAGUGAGAAUACCAUUUUAUCCGAGGCCAAAGGAGGAGACGUGAUCACAUGGCCCUGGGGACUUCCUGGACCAGGGACAAGCUGAAAACACCUUGUCCUGGGAAGGGGCCCAGCACACCAGAGGUCGCGGUAGAUCUCAGACAUCUGGACCUUGUGAUUGGCAGGGCAGGAUUGAAUUCCCAGGGCCGGCUGGAGGACUGGGGCUCAGUUAGUAGCUUGCCUAGUGUGCAGGAAGCCCUAGGCUUGAACCCAGCAGUACAUAAACCAGGCGUGGUCAUCCCAGUUCUAGGGAGGUGGAGGAAGGAUCAGGAGUUCAAAGUCAUCCUCUGCUACAUGGUGAGUUUGAGGCUACGUGAGACACAGUCAAAGACAUGUGCAUGCAUGCAUGUGAGCACACACAUACAUACACACAUGAAGACUAGGCUGCUGAAGAGGGCAGAGAUGAGCUCAGGGCUGGCACAAGGGGUAGGUAGCAUGGCUCAUAAUGACACACAGGGAUGAGGUGACUGAUCUAUGGUUCAGCUUGGUGCUUUCCUCCAACUCUGGAGGGUAUCACAGAGUGUUGAGGGCCCAGGGGCACACACAGCUCAACAAGGGUAAUGGAUACCAUUAUUGAAAUCAGUUCUCUGGUCCUAGAGAGAUGGGCCCAGUGUAAGAGGCUUUCAGGGUUGAGGAUAAAUGUCCCCAGAGCCCUCCACCACUGAGAUCAGAGAUGGUCACACACACACUAUGUGCAGCAGGCUCUCCCAUGCAGAGGUGUUCACCUCUUAGCCACAAAACGGGCUUAAGCCAGCCACCCCUGUGGACUGUGUCAACACAGGCAGGGACACAAUCUCAGAGACCAGCCAGCUCAGCUUCCUGCUGCCUGUGGUGGCAGAUGUUGAGAGGAUAAACUGGAGGGACUUCCUGUUUAGCACAGCCUUUAGCCUGGUCUGGCCUGGGGCUUGGGCCCUGUCAACUGCAGAGGGGACCUCGACUCGCUGUUGCUGGCCCUGCCAGGUCUGUCAGCGUAGGUCCCUGCCCCCAUGUUUGCACAGCUGCGCAUGAGUUUGGCAUCUGGUCACCCGGCUGGUGUUAGCCUCCAUACCCAAGCACCAGCUUGCAUGGGAACACUGUUUACCCAUUUCUGCAGCAUCACCCAGACAAGGCUUUGACUCUAUAUAAAUGGUCACUGGGCUCCUGCAAGUGCCACUUCCGUUUCCUACAUCAGCUUGUCUCUGCAGUCUAGGUUUGGUGCUGUGGAAUCCUGAGGGGGCAGCCUGGAGUCUCUGGAAAUGGGUCACACUGUUGAGCAUAAACUUCAACACACAGAGGGCCCAGGGGAGCCUGUGGAGAAUCUUCCUUGUAAACUGUGACAUCUUUGGGGAACUAGGACAUGGUGUCCUAUGAACCCAGGAAAUUGCCCUCUGUUUUUCAAAGGUGUGUCCUUCAAUACCCCCCACCCCUGCAGACAUCUGUCUUGAGACCCCUUGAGGUCUUAGACCUCUGUGCUUUCCUGGGGUCUUUGGGAAGGCCAGCUUAGUUGAGUUGUUUGUUUUGCUGAAGGAUGCUAGAAUCAUGGGCAGGCGAGAUGGCUCAGAGGGUAAAGGCACUUGCCACCAAGCCUGGAGACCUGAGUUCAGUCCCCAUCUUCUGACCUACACACAAAUAAAUAUAGUAAGAACACUGAUUUAAUAUUACAUGAUAAGAUGGCAUCUGUGUCCCAGCAGGGAAAAGACAGGAUGUGAGCGCCUCUCACUGCUGCACACCUCUUGAAACACCAUGUUGAAGGCUGAGGAUGUAGCUCAGAGAGUAGUGUGUUUGUCCGGCAUACAUGAAGCCCUGGCCUUGAUGUCCAGCACCACAUAAACCAAACUUGGUGGGAUGCAUCUGCAAUCCCAGCAUUCAGGUGGUGGAGGCUGGAGGAUCAGGAGUUCAAAGUCAUAACGAGCUCAGGGCCAGCCUGGACUGCUCAGACUCUAUCAAAGCAGUCGGACGUGAGGGAGGGUGCCUGCAGAUGGCUCACUGGGUAGGGGCAUCUACUGUUCUUGCAGAAGACCAGAUCAGUUCCCAGCACCCACACAAGGCAGCUCACGACUGCCCCGUGACUCUACUUCCAGAGGCUCCAGUGUCCUCUUCUGGCCUCUGCAGGCACCCACACGUGUACAUAUGUACACAUACAAAAUAAAAAGAGGGAGUUCCUGUUGGAUAUUGAACCCAUUACUUCCGCCCAUUUUCUGAGACCAUUUGGUGUCUCAGCUCUUGGCAUGCCCGGCACUUAAUGCGGUGUGUAACUCCUGUAGUCCCUCAUGCUCUCCCUUUUAGUCUUCCCAUGGGACCACCAUCAGUGUGUAAACGGAGGUGACCACCCAUGAGGUCCCUGGUGGUGGGCAGAAGUCACAGGGCCACUCCAGAACUUUGUCAGGAGGAUAAGAUCUCACUGUGAGCAGUGGCAGAAGCCAGCAGAGAGGCUGAAGGCUGGAAAUUCCCUUUCUGGAAGCAUAACCUGAUUUCAGGUCUCAUUCUAGCCAGUCACGUGGCUAGAACCACAGUGGGCCCCCUGGGGCCUACACAGGCUUGCCCUAAUUUCAUCUAUCCAAGAUGCAGCCCUACCUGGUGCUUAAGGGAUCAGUGUCCUCAGACACACCAAGGCCCUUCCCAACGUAACAUAUGGCCUCCCUGUACCCUUGACCACGAAGUCUCCAAAUUCAAGCGUUUCUAUUUAAGAAACUUUAAAGGCAGAAUGUGAUUAGUGUCUUCCAGGAAGGUCUACUAAGAUAGUCCCAGAGGACUCGGGACUAUCUGUGCCACCAUUUCUGCAGGACACUGUAGGUAGCGCCAGUCCUGUGUGUGGAUUUUUUAGCAGUUGCCCUGGAUUGAACUGAAUAAACUGAUAAAGCUUUUCAAAA